Messenger RNA from Papaver somniferum (opium poppy), 1231 nucleotides. RefSeq names its product eukaryotic translation initiation factor 3 subunit G-like. The transcript is spliced from 2 exons. Gene Ontology annotation, molecular function: translation initiation factor activity; RNA binding. Gene Ontology annotation, cellular component: eukaryotic translation initiation factor 3 complex; cytoplasm. The record is from RefSeq and is a predicted model, not a curated record. Lineage: Eukaryota; Viridiplantae; Streptophyta; Magnoliopsida; Ranunculales; Papaveraceae. Bases 140 to 1030 code for a protein of 296 amino acids.
AAUGGUUCCCAAUUUAAGGUUUUUGGCGAAGUUUGGUAUUCGUUGUGUGUCCCUUUGCAACUCUACAGAAAUCCCAAAACGACCGAUAUCUCCGAAACCCUAAUUCCAUUUCUGUGUAUUUGAUUGAUUAUCUGUCGCUAUGGGGAUGGAUACUAUGCAAAGACCAGGUUCAGCAACGCAGAAACCAGCAAGCAAGGUUCGUUGGGGUGAAUUAGAAGAAGAUGAUGGUGAAGAUCUUGAUUUUCUUUUACCACCACCAGUAGUAACAGGACCAGAUGAAAAUGGUAUUAAGAAAAUUACUGAAUUUAAGUUUAAUGAUGAUGGAAAUAAGGUUAAGAUUACAACAACAAUUCGGGUCCGUAAACUUGCUAAAGCCAGAUUAACUAAAGCUGCUAUUGAACGUCGUUCUUGGCCUAAGUUUGGUGAUGCUGUUCAUGAAGACGUUGGUGCUAGACUUACUAUGGUCUCUACUGAAGAGAUACGUCUUGAAAGGCCUAGACCUCCUGGUAGCAAAGAAGACACCAAGCUUCCAGGAGAUCCCUUGGGACCACCAAAUGCUGUGCUUAUGGUGUGCAGGACCUGUGGUAAGAAGGGUGAUCAUUGGACAUCCAAGUGUCCUUACAAGGAUCUUGCCGCCCCACCUGAGAGUUUCAGUGAUAAGCCUCCUACAGCAGAUACUGCCACAGCUGGCACUUCCAAGUCAGGAACCUAUAUUCAUCCUGGCCAGAGAGAUGGGGCUAAACAACUCGGAUCAGAGAUGAGAUCACGGAGGAACGAAGAAAACUCUGUUCGUGUCACCAACCUUUCAGAAGAUACUCGUGAGCCUGACUUGCUUGAGCUCUUCCGUACUUUCGGUGCUGUCAGUCGUGUUUAUGUGGCUGUAGAUCAGAAGACUGGCAUGAGCCGAGGAUUUGGUUUUGUGAACUUUGUGAACAAGGAAGAUGCUGAGAGGGCAAUCAACAAGCUCAAUGGGUACGGUUAUGACAAUCUCAUCCUCAGAGUCGAAUGGGCGACUCCUAGGGCCAAUUAGAAUUAAAGGAGCCUUUGCUUCAUUUUUGAAUCUCAAAAUCACACCGGAGUUGGAAGAGGGUUGAUUUUAUUCUCUCAUUCUAGUAAAUUUUUUUAUUUUGUUGUCUGUUAAGAGAGGCUCUAAUACUCUAACAAGAGACGGAUUUAUAAUCACUUUCAUCGUAUGAUCUAUUUGCUAUUUAUAAACCUGAGUCUUAUUCUA